Messenger RNA from Charadrius vociferus (killdeer), 687 nucleotides. RefSeq lists its product as uncharacterized. The transcript is spliced from 6 exons. Lineage: Eukaryota; Metazoa; Chordata; Aves; Charadriiformes; Charadriidae. Bases 1 to 687 code for a protein of 228 amino acids. The record is from RefSeq and is a predicted model, not a curated record.
AUGACAGGGCUUCAUGUCCGCUCCCUUCUCGUCACUGGGGCCAACCGGGGGAUCGGCCUGGGGCUUGUCCGACAUUUCCUGGCGAUGACAAACCCACCCAAGUGGGUCUUUGCGACUUGUCGGGACCCCAAGGGAGAGCGGGCACAGAAGUUACAGAAUUUGGCCUCCAAGCACCCCAACCUGGUCAUCAUCACGCUCGAAGUCUCCGACCCCGCCAGCAUCAAGGCGGCCGCAGCCAGAGUCGGGGAGCAGCUGGGGGGCUCGGGGCUGAACCUCCUCAUCAACAACGCUGGAGUAGUCAAUUUGAACACUCUGGAUAACGAGACGCUGGAGGACAUGACCCAGGUUUACACCACCAACACGGUUGGGCCUCUGCUGAUGGGCCAGGCGUUCCUGCCCUUGCUGAAGAAGGCUGCCCAGGGGAGCCCAGGCUCAGUGCUGAGCUGCAGCAAGGCAGCCAUCGUCAACAUGUCCAGCAUUGGGGGCUCCAUUCAGGAACUCUAUUUAUGGGAUCAGGCAAACGUUGUCUCCUAUCGCUGCAGCAAGGUUGCUCUGAACAUGCUGACCAAGUGCCAGUCCCAGGGGUACCGGGAACACGGCAUCCUCUGUGUUGCUCUCCACCCCGGCUGGGUGCAAACCGACAUGGGGAGCGCAGCCGGACACACGCACAGAGCGGGUGGACGGUGA